AUGGCUAACGUAAUUCCAGAAGCUGAGCUUUAUCCUGAGCUUUAUGGACUUAGGAGAUCUCACCGUGAAAAGCGAGCCACCAUUGUUGAAAGUGAAUCUGAAGAUGAAAAGCCCCAAAGAAAACGAAAACGGGAUGUGGACUCGGAUGUGGACGACGACGACAUUGGAAGCGAUACUGAGGGCAGCGACAUUGAGUUUGGUGUGACUUCCAAGCCAAAACGUUCAACUAGAAAACCGCCCAGCAGAUCGAAAAGUCAAACACCCACCGUGGCCGAGGUUCGAUUCUCGUCUCGGAACAGCCGACUGGUUAACUAUGCGGUUGACACUGAAAAUGACGACGAUUUGCUAGAAAGUGGAGACGAAGAUGGCUACGACGAUUACUACUAUUUUCAGCAGGCCGACCAAGAAGUGGAAGAACCCAAAAGUAUUGACAUGGUUCUCGACCACAAACUCAACCCAGACAACGCCGAGGUGACCCUGGACCCCAAGCUUGACUAUGUGUUUCGUAUAAAGUGGCUGGAUGCGCUGCAUCUUCACAAUACUUGGGAACCAUGGCUGGUGCUCAAGCUGUAUAAAGGGUUCCGCAAAGUAGACAAUUACAUCAAGCAGUACAUUUUGUUGGACCAGGAGAUCCGGUCGGACCCGAUGACCACCAACGAGGACAUAGAAGCCAUGGAUAUUGAAAGAGAACGUCGUCGGGAUGAGCAGGAAGAGUACACCCAAGUCGAGCGGAUAGUCGAUAGCGAGCGGAUUGAGGUUGAUGGAGAAAGUCAAUUGCGUUACUUUUGCAAAUGGAAACGCUUAUAUUAUGACGAGUGUACCUGGGAGAACGCCGAGGAAAUAGCACGGAUGUGUCCUGAGCAGGUGACAAGGUACCAGCAACGAGUCAACCUGAAAAUACUACCUUCUACUUCGGCCAAUUAUCCCCAGAACCAACGCCCGCGCUUUGAAAAAUUGGUGAAACAGCCGCUUUUCAUCAAGAAUGGUGAGCUCCGUGAUUUCCAACUCACCGGACUCAACUGGAUGGCUUUCCUCUGGCUGCGAAACGAAAACGGUAUCUUGGCAGACGAAAUGGGGUUGGGAAAAACCGUACAAACCAUAGCUUUCUUGUCGUGGCUCAUCUAUGCUCGCCGGCAAAACGGACCUCAUUUGGUAGUGGUACCUUUGCUGACGAUUCCAGCAUGGCAAGAGACGUUUGAAAAAUGGGCUCCCGACGUCAAUUGCAUCUACUAUCUUGGAAACACAGAGUCUCGUGCAACUAUCCGAGACUACGAACUUUACGAUGGAAAGAAGAUAAAGUUCAACGUUAUGUUGACGACUUACGAGUAUAUUCUCAAAGACCGUAAUGAGUUGGGGUCAAUUAAAUGGCAGUUUUUGGCGGUGGAUGAAGCUCACCGGCUCAAAAACGCAGAGCUGUCGUUGUACGAGUCUCUUAGACUGUUCCGAGUUGCCAAUCGUCUCUUGAUCACAGGUACUCCUUUGCAGAAUAAUAUCAAGGAACUUGCCGCUUUGUGCAACUUUUUAUUGCCAGGACGGUUCAACAUUGAUCAAGAAAUCGAUUUUGAAACUCCUGAUGCCGAACAAGAAAAGUACAUCAAAGAACUCCAGCAGAACAUCAAGCCAUACAUUUUGCGACGUCUCAAGAAAGAUGUGGAAAAGCUGCUUCCGCUGAAAACCGAAAGAAUUCUUCGAGUCGAACUCUCCGACAUGCAGACAGAUUACUACAAGAACAUCAUCACCAAAAACUACUCUGCGUUGAACGCCGGUAACUCAGGACUGCAAAUAUCUCUUUUGAACGUUAUGGCCGAACUCAAGAAAGCUUCAAACCAUCCAUAUUUGUUUGACGGUGCCGAAGAAAGAGUGCUUGGAACCCUGACAUCGUCUGCUAAUCGUGAAAGUGUAUUGCGAGGGAUGAUCAUGUCUUCGGGUAAGAUGGUUCUCUUGGAACAACUUUUGACUCGGUUGCGUAAAGAGGGCCAUAGAGUAUUAAUUUUCUCGCAGAUGGUUCGAAUGUUGGACAUUUUAGGUGAUUACCUUUCUAUAAAAGGCUACGCAUUCCAGCGGUUGGAUGGUGGAAUACCUUCGUCUCAGCGUCGGAUUUCCAUUGACCAUUUUAAUGCUCCAGACUCUCGAGAUUUCGUCUUCUUGUUGUCCACCAGAGCCGGUGGUUUGGGUAUCAACUUGAUGACGGCUGACACUGUCAUUAUAUUUGACUCGGAUUGGAAUCCCCAAGCGGAUUUGCAAGCCAUGGCUCGUGCCCAUCGAAUUGGACAAAAGAACCAUGUUUCCGUAUACCGAUUUGUGAGCAAAGACACCAUAGAAGAAGAAAUUUUGGAGAGAGCGAGAAAGAAGAUGAUUUUGGAAUAUGCCAUUAUUUCGCUUGGUAUCACGGACCCCAGUAAGAAGAGCAAGAGCGAGCCAAAUAGCAACGAGUUGAGUCAGAUCCUCAAGUUUGGAGCUGGAAAUAUGUUCAAGGCUAAUGAUAACCAAAAGAAGUUGGAAGAGUUGAAUUUGGAUGAGGUGUUGAACCACGCAGAGGACCAUGUGACCACUCCAGACUUGGGAGAGCUGAAUCUCGGUUCCGAGGAGUUUUUGAAACAAUUUGAAGUUACAGACUACAAAGCUGAUGUCGAGUGGGAUGAUAUUAUUCCACAAGAAGAACUAGCCAAGCUCAAAGAUGACGAGAAAAAGAAAGCCGACGAACAGUUUUUGCAGGAGCAAAUUGCAAUGUACUCUCGUCGUCGUGCUGCCGCCAAGCAAUUGGGUGUUGGCGAGCAAGAUGAAGAAGAAGACGAAAAUAUUUCUUCAGACGAUACCGACAAGAAGAAGAAAGCCCGCAAGCAGCAUAUCGAUAACCAUGAGUUAUCUGAAAAAGAGAUCCGUGGUAUCUACCGUUCUAUUUUACGGUGGGGUGAUUUGACUGGAAGAUGGGAACAGUUGGUGGAAGAAGGUAGUAUUUCCAACAAGAAUCCAGUUUUGAUCAAGCAUGCUUAUAAUGAGAUCAUUUCGAUGUCGAGACAAUUGGUGAAGGAGGAAGCAGCUCGUAGGGAAGCCGCCAUGGCCGAGUUGGAGCGCAAAGCAGAGGAGCUGAAAGAUCUGAAAGAAGUCAAAGAUCUGAAAGAACAAACGCCAAUGGCAUUGUGGAUGGCCAAGAAGAAGGAGAAAAAGGCUGUUUUGUUCGAGUACCAUGGGGUCAAGAAUAUAAAUGCCGAAUUGGUGUUGAUGAGACCCAGUGAUAUGCAUGCACUUUCUGACUUGAUUCCCAAAGCCAAACCGGAGAGUUUUGAACUUCCAAGUUCACCAAAGCAGGUAAGUUCGUGGACCUGUGACUGGACAGACAAAGAUGAUGCUAUGUUGAUGGUGGGAGUGUACAAAUUUGGCUAUGGUCUGUGGGUGCAAAUACGAGACGAUCCUGUUUUGGGGUUACAGAACAAGAUUUUUUUGGAGCCUCAGGGCGGGAAAGAAAAGAAAGACGAAGGAGAAGCUGACAAGAAAGAUAAAAAGGUUCCGGGAGCAGUUCAUCUAGGAAGGAGAGUAGACUAUUUGUUCAGUUUGAUCAAGGGCGAAGAAGAACCUGCGAAAAAGCGAGUUAAAAAACAGCCUACUAAGCAGGCUACAAAGCAAUCAGCAAAGCCGGCUGCAAAGAGUACAAAGGUGAAAAAAGAGACAAAGAAAGAAGCGAAGAAAUCGCCCGAACCUCGCCCCAAAAAGCCCAAAGUCGCCAAAAGUGCCACUAAGGGAAGAGCAUCAACCUCUCCGCCAGCUAACUCUCCUGCCCAUAGCUCACAUACAUCAGAAACCGUCGACAAAAAUGACGAUCUUGAGUAUGCUAGCAUGGACGAAUCUGACUGUAAAGAUGCUUUAAGACCAGUUUCCAAGUCAUUGAUGAAACUACACAAGGGCAACAAGGGCCUCGACAAGUCCGAGUGGGCGCACAUUCUCAAGUCAGAACUUAUGACUAUUGGUGAACAUAUUGACAAGAUUGCGAAUGAGGAACAAAAACGCAAUAAGCAUUUAUGGUCGUACGCCAGUCUUUAUUGGCCAGCCAAGGUUCCUUCACGAAAGAUCCACGACAUGUACAACCGGCUCAAGGCAAAAUCAUAA
Molecule: messenger RNA, 4104 nt
Organism: Meyerozyma guilliermondii ATCC 6260
Lineage: Eukaryota; Fungi; Ascomycota; Pichiomycetes; Serinales; Debaryomycetaceae
Product: chromatin-remodeling ATPase
Exons: 1
Coding region: 1-4104 (1367 amino acids)
Biological process (GO): regulation of transcription by RNA polymerase II; nucleosome organization
Cellular component (GO): nucleus; chromatin
Molecular function (GO): ATP-dependent chromatin remodeler activity; histone binding; chromatin binding
Source: RefSeq, a predicted model, not a curated record